Molecule: messenger RNA, 4816 nt
Organism: Xiphophorus maculatus (southern platyfish)
Lineage: Eukaryota; Metazoa; Chordata; Actinopteri; Cyprinodontiformes; Poeciliidae
Gene: btbd2b
Product: BTB domain containing 2
Exons: 9
Coding region: 16-1749 (577 amino acids)
Biological process (GO): neurogenesis
Cellular component (GO): P-body; cytosol
Molecular function (GO): protein binding
Source: RefSeq, a predicted model, not a curated record
CAAUUACGGAAAGCGAUGAAGUUUGUUGUUUACGCCUACAGCAGGUUGAAGAUGGCCGCUGGAGACAACAACGGCAGGCUUCCUUGCCUUAGUUUCUCCGGCCCAGGCCCUUUAGGGAAUAGCCAGCCGAGCAACAGCGUUUUCUCAAUGCCGGCAUCCAACGGGGGAGCGGUCGGUGCAGCCGGGGGAGUACAAGGAACUGCGAGGCGACCCAACCCGCAGCUGGGGCCUGGCGGGGCAGACGGCAGCGGCGUUUCGAGCGGAGCUCCGCAGACUGCGCAGAACCCUCUGCAGCCGCCCGCUGCGUCAGGUGCUGCUUCUGCGGCAGCAGGAGCCAUGGCCUCCCCGGCGUCCAAUAUGAUAAGCGGCGCAGCGUCGAAUGCCUCCCCGGCCACCGCGUCGAGCGCUACCCCAGCUGCAGCGUCCGUGCUAGUGUACAGAGAGCCGGUGUACAACUGGCAGGCGACAAAGAGCACCGUCAAGGAGAGGUUUGCGUUUCUCUUCAACAACGAGGUGCUGAGUGACGUUCAUUUCUUGGUUGGCAAAGGUAUGGGUGUUCAGAGAAUACCAGCUCACAGGUUUGUCCUGGCAGUGGGCAGCGCAGUGUUUGAUGCUAUGUUCAACGGUGGCAUGGCGACCACUUCCACGGAAAUUGAACUUCCUGAUGUGGAACCAGCUGCUUUUUUGGCCCUGCUAAAGUUCCUGUAUUCUGAUGAAGUCCAGAUCGGGCCUGAGACUGUGAUGACUACUCUGUAUACAGCCAAAAAGUAUGCGGUUCCUGCGCUGGAGGCUCACUGUGUGGAGUUCCUGAAGAAAAACCUCAGAGCAGACAAUGCUUUCAUGCUCCUUACACAGGCUCGCUUGUUUGAUGAGCCGCAGCUUGCCAGCCUGUGUUUGGAGAACAUUGACAAGAACACUGGCGAUGCUCUUGCUGCCGAGGGAUUCACAGACAUAGAUCUGGAUACUUUGGUGGCAGUGUUGGAGAGGGACACUUUAGGAGUAAGAGAGGUGCGUUUGUUUGGCGCUGCCGUUCGCUGGGCCGAGGCGGAGGCUCGCAGGCAGCAGCUGCAGCCCACUCCCGAGAACAUGCGCAAAGUCCUGGGAAAAUCUCUCACACUCAUCCGCUUCCCUCUCAUGACCAUAGAGGAGUUUGCAGCAGGUCCUGCCCAGUCUAAUAUUCUAACCGACAGAGAGGUGGUGAGUCUCUUCCUCCACUUUACAGUGAACCCAAAGCCCCGUGUCGAUUUCAUCGACCGUCCUCGCUGCUGCCUCCGCGGGAAGGAGUGCAGUAUCACCCGUUUUGGCCAGGUGGAGAGCCGCUGGGGCUACAGCGGGACAAGCGACCGCAUAAGGUUUUCUGUUAACAGAAGGAUUUUUGUGGUUGGAUUUGGACUUUAUGGCUCCAUACACGGACCUACAGACUACCAAGUCAAUAUACAGAUAAUCCACACAGACAGCAACACAGUGCUGGGGCAGAAUGACACAGGCUUCAGCUGUGACGGGUCAGCAAACACCUUCAGAGUCAUGUUCAAAGAACCAGUCGAGAUUCUACCCAACGUCAACUACACUGCCUGUGCCACACUGAAGGGUCCAGACUCUCAUUAUGGGACCAAGGGAAUGCGAAAGGUAACACAUGAGUCAUCCUCCACCGGCACAAAGACCUGCUUCACCUUCUGCUACGCGGCGGGCAACAACAACGGCACUUCAGUAGAAGACGGACAGAUCCCAGAGGUCAUCUUCUACACAUAGUCACCUCAGACGUCCCAGCGAUCUUCCAUCAAAUGUGACAACCCGACACCAGCGCAAGGCCACAUUUCAGCAGCCAUACUGGGGACUAAUCUGUCAGACUUCAGUCUGUUCCCUCCUCACAGGGCAACUGCUAGCUGCACGGGGAGGACAAAUGGCUGGUAGACGAUGUGGGUUGUUACGCGAGACGAAGUCAGUUGUUUGACGUGCUGCCACUUCCCUUAGUGCUCUAGAUUUAUAAACCAGCUCCGAGAAGGAUUGAGAGAUGUUAGGGAGGGGGGUCUCUCAGAUUAUUCACAGUAUCUUUGUCACUGCUUCGGGUUGACAGCAUAAAGCUUGACACUGAAUUUUUCUUAAGCUGUAGGAUUCUCCUCCUUCUGCUCCACCGCUUUAGCGCAAAGGAGACUCAACUGUAUGAAUGUACAGUUUAUCAGAUUUGCCAAGAUAAAGUCCUUGUAGCGUUUUGUACAGAGUCGACUCUGCAUCAACUGUAACUUCCACACACUGAUGGACCUCAUAGGCUUUCAUGAAAACUUGUCAAAUUUGAACCAAACUUCAUAAUAAUGUCAAGAGUAUGACUAAGGUGAGCGUUUUUCUGUUUUUUACUUAACAGUACAAUCUGUGAUAUCUUGUGUCUUUGCUUGGUAGUUGCCUAUACCCGGUAUACAUUGCACUUCUCGGCCUUGCCUUCGUUUAUUUUGUUGCUCUAUGGAUGCACACUAACUCUUCUGAUUUUUUUUAAGCUUUAUUUUAAAAGUUGUGGGUGGAAGAGAUUUUUUUUCUCUUGGUGCUGAAGUUGAUGGGUUGUAUAUUAAAGUGGCAUUUAUUAACAUUAUAUAUGUAACUUGAAAUAAAUGGCAAUUAAAUGAGGAAAAAACGAUGUGUAGCUUUUUUUUAUAACAGCUUAUUGAAAUGGGACAGGAUUUACCACUACCAUGUACAAUCAGUUGGAUAGAAAUACCAAAAUUACAGAAUGAGUCAGAACUCGCAUUAUUUAUAUAUAUUUUUUUUUACUUAAAAUCAGUUGUUUUUUUUCCUCUUUCCUCAAGCUUCUUACAAUUGCAAAUUAAUUUAGCAAUUUCUUUCAUCCAGAACUGGUUUGAAUUUUUUUUUUAUUAAUUUUUUUUUGUUUAUCCCACAAACAGGGUUUUGUGGUCAAAGUUUAUUCCCAAAAACAUUGGCUUUGUUAGUAAGCAUCUCUAACUCACUUGGGGUGAUUUUCCAUUAGGAAGGCCUAUUCUAAACUUUAACUUCCUGGCUGAUGGCUUUUUAGAUGUUGCUUUACCAUUUCUUCACAAUGUCAUGUAUGUUUUUAAUUUAAUUUUUUUUUUUAGCAAAUCAACCUCACUACAUUUUGUAGUUCACAAUUGUGAUUAGGCUUUCUGCCUUGUUCCUUCAAAUCUGAUGAUGGUCAUUAAGAUAAAAUGACCAUUUGGGUCCGUAUAGUAAGGUUUGUUUUUUUUUUAUCUCUAAGCGCAAUUGCGAACUGCAAUUUGACUUUUAAUUUUGAAGUUAUAGCUUCUUUCUCUCUGAGUGCUGGUCAAGGAUUUGUUUCACUAUGAAUAAGUAAAUAACUUUUCCACAUCCAGCCAGCAUCAAUAUGCUUUGGCCAUCAACAUGCCCAUUUUGCACCAACAAUGUUUAUUUUUUAUACAGUCUCUGAAUAUAUGACCUUGGUAUUUUGCAAUUGCAACCCAGGGACAAUAUUAUUGAACAAGAGUAAAUUCUCAAUCAAAAUCAAUGCUUUGUAUUUGCUUGAAAAUGUAAUACUCUAAAAGUGCUGUCAAAUAUGGUCUAUGGUAAUAUUGUGAUUGCGUUAGACUUCACUCACAUGGUUUUUCCUUUACCAAUAUAAAGAAUAUUUUGCCAUUAAUGUCAUAGAAUGUAAAUUCAAAAAAACAAAAUAACCUAAACAUUUUAAAGCAUAUGAAUCAUGGUUUCUGCGACAGAGGGAUCAUGAGCUUGAUGCUGUCCUGCCUUAUUGCAGAGAGCCUCAAACCAAAUAGCUUUGUACUAUAAUCAUGAUCCAAUUGGAGUGUAACUGAAUUUGAAUGUCUUUCUAAUUGGUCUGAUUUGAUUGUGCAGUAUAUUCCUGUAUAUAAACUGGAUCUGUUUGUCUUCAGAUGACAGUUGUUGUAAAUUGUGACUUUAUAAAUAACUAAACUGAAAGUAGCUGGCAUUUUCUGACAGACAUUUGAGGGAUGGGAGGAUCUGUUACACAGCAUCUAUUAUAGAGAGAAUUUCUAUUUUUUUUUCUCAUUUUCAUUAGAUCUGAUUUUUCUGAUCUAAAGGAAAUGAGAAGUGGGAAUCGUUUAGUACAAGGCUUCAUGAAAUCUGGGUAACUCAUUAAAUCUUAAAAAGUUGAAUAAUAAGGUUACUCACUGUUCAUUCAUUACUAUAGACCUUGUUUAUCAGUAGAAACCAGCUGAAAUAGGUCAAAUUAAAAUAACUUGUGUUCCACCUGCGCUCUGCACGGUGCAGACACAAUGCAGCCUCUCCUUCACUGUGGACGUCAUUGGAAAAGGUGGAAAACACUGAAAAUAGGCCAUGAUUUUUAAAAGUCGGUCAGUUUUAAAUUGCUGAAGGUGUGCCAAAAACAAAAUCUCACAUCACAGCAACAGCAGAUGUUGGGAAUUGGGUUUAUUUAUGGACUCUAAUCAUUUAAAAAUACUUCAAUCGUGACUCAGAUGCGAUAAUUGGGAUCAAGUCUUUUCACAUUUUAAAACAUUUCUCACAGUUUAGGAGAGAACAGAAUCUCAGGAGUCACAUUUUUAUUAUUUUAUUUAUUUUAUUUCAUUACACCCACUGAACAAAAGCUGCUGUUCAGUCGGUUUUACUUCUGUAACACUUUUUUUGUGGUUUCUGUGGUUUACGUCUGGCCAUGAUCCAUUUAUAAGCAUUAUUGCAGCAGUAUCACAGUGCACUGUACAGGCCCAUCCAAGCAGAUACGUGGAAGGAAAGGAGGGGUGAAGUAAAAUAACCAAAGAAAUGAGGAAUAACUGCCUUGAUCCAAUUGUUUUCUAAAACCCUCACCCUAGGCACUUGGUGUACAGUAGCUGUGAAAUGACAA